CUCCUCCGCCUUCUCUCUUUCUUCUUCUUCUUCUUCGCUGAUGAAAGAAGAGGAUCGAGCUUAGCUCUAUAAGAAAAUAGGGGGUUUUGGCAGAGAUUGCAGUCUACCCUCUUUCUCCCGUCUUCCACUCUGCUCUCCUUAUUCUUCUCCAACUAAACCCUUCUUCCUCCCUCCCAGCCGCUGAAAAAACCAUCUUCAGAUAUUUUCUCUCUCCCUGUCCCCUUCCGCCUUUGUUAUUCCCUUUCCCGACUCCUCCUCUCUCUCUCCGCCCAUGUCCUUUUCUCCAUUAACCCAGACCCAGUCUGUCUAAAAAUGCUCCAUCAUUCCUAAUCUCACUUCCUCAUCACUUCCUCGGGAUUUGCGCUCCUUCAGGACAGGUAUCGUCUCGCUCUUCUUCUUCUUCUUCCUCCGUAGCUGGACGAGGAGAAAUGGCGGAAGGAGACGACGAAGCUCGCUCUCGAUCUAAUGAUAGGUAAUAGAACACAUUCUGCAAAUGUGGAGGCUGGGAGUAGCUAUAUUGUUGCUGAUCAGUGAUCAUAACUGACGUUGAUAUUUUCGGGUAACUUGUGAAAUGCUGAUGCCAGAAGAUAUCGAUCUGAAUUCGGUGCAAAGGCACGCAGACCCGCUUAAAGUACUUGUUCAGCAGGCAAUUCUCAGACGGGAGGCUAUGUACAACCCACAGAUCCUUGGAGAAUCCCACCGUCAAUCAAAAGCACGUAGAUCACUCACGGUGGAUGUAGUUAACGAGUGUGAUAGUAGCUACAAUUCAAGGAACGUGAAAGCACGAUCAUGUUUCCUGCCUCUCAAAGAUGCCAUGAGAUAUGAAUUGCUUGCUAAAGAAGCAAGGUUUUCAUCAGUAAUCGAGGUAACUUCCCAGCAUGUCAUGUCUUUGAGCUUGGAGUUGAUAUAUGCCAUGGAAAGUAAUCUAGUACGGUCUACACAUGCACUAAAGCAGGACAUAUUAGAUGAAUCUAGGCAGAAGUCAGUAAACCUCCAACUUUCUGCUGAUGAAUUCAUACAUCAGUCAGGAGAGGACCUUCAAGCAAAAGGAAACAUUUGGAAUCUCUUGAAAGAACCUGCCGAAUUCAAGCAUCGUCCUACCGAUAUAUAUUCUUUUAUGAAUGAGGAGUUGAAGCUUUCUCUUGGUACCAGACGACGCCCUAGACUGUCUGCAUCAAGCACUAGGUUUGAAAAGAAUGGGUAUCUGUACAACAAUCCAAUUGUGAUUGAUUUGGAAGAUUCAGAUGAGAAGACGCAAUAUGAUUAUGCAAGAAGCACUAGAAUGCCUGAUGCACGUGGUAUGGCAACCACUUGCUUUGAUAAAAAUAAGCAUCAGAAUAAUGAUAUGGUGAUAAAUUUGGAAGACUCUGUGCAAGACAAUAAUGUAAGACGCCCUAGAAUGCCUGAUGUAAAUGGUGUGCCAAGCACUUGGUUUGGUAAGAACUGGCGUCCGAACAAUAAAAUUGUUAUUGAUUUAGAAGUUUCACUUGACAAGGCACAAGAUAGCUUUGCGAGAUGCACGCCUUUCAGCUCUGUCUGCCCUCAGUCAGCUUCCAGGGAGGAAUUGAUAGUCUCAAAAAUUGAGGGGAAGAGAGGAAUGUAUUGUGAACGAGAUCCCCAUGACAAAUCUGGCAAUGGUCAUUCCUCUGGGAGCCAAUUGUUUCUGGACCUUAAUGAAGUUUACCACAGUGAUUCUUCUUACUCUGCUGGUGCAUGCACUGGACUGCUUGGUAGUGUGGAAGAAGGAAUCCGUCCGGUUGGGGCAGGCGAAAAACAAGUCAUCUGCAGGUCAAAUGAAACAUCUGGUGGCAUGCUUAGACCAGAUAAUAAUGUAGCAAAGCCUACUCCUUUGGACCUCAACAUAAAAUGUGAGAGCACAGGGUGCAAGCUGGAAAGCAGUUGUGAUGAUGGUAGAAUUGGUAGUUUUAAGUCCCAGGUAGAAUCUUUUGAAGAUGCUGGCAGCAUCGCCGAUGCCAAAACUAACCUUGUUAAGCUGAAGUCAAAUAAUCUGCUACUACAGGAUUUGAACCAUAUGCCUAUUAGGGAGGGAGGAGAAAUGAGUUGUGGUACAAGUGGAGUAGAUGAUCCUGCUUCUUCUUUGUGGACUGAUGAGAGCCAAAAUGCAUUACCUGGCAACAAGUCGCCCAAUUCAUGCAAGUCCUGCAUUUCUGACAAUGAGUCGGGGAGCAUUAAGAGAACAAAUUCCAUAACUGGGUCAAACAUUAACUGUCCUGCAAGGGCAGUGCUGUCUGUUAGCGACGGAGAAAAUGAAGGUCUCCUCAACAAGCAAGAAGAACAACCAGCUAGAGUGGAUGAUGCCAUGAUGAGGAGAGCAGCUGUUUCACUGAUCUGUUUGGCCCUGGAUGACAAUGCAGUUUGUUUUGAAGAUUCUAAGCCGCAGUAUUCUAUUGACUCUUACGAGUUGAUUGCUAUGAAUCUGGCAGAAAAUGUGGAUGAUGAAGAUUCUGCAUCGUCAUCAAAGCCAUUUGAAGUGGACUUUGGUAAGGCGAAGGAUCUCGGCUCUAAGUGGAAAAGAGGGAGGAGAUUGAAGGAUUUUCAGAAGGAAAUACUACCUGGGAUCGCAACUCUUUCUAGGCUCGAAAUCCGCGAGGAUAUAAACAUCUUGGAAGGGGUUCUAAGAUCGAGGGAGUACAAGAGAAUGCAGCAGGCCAAGGGUGGAGGUGCUCAGCACGAGGAGAACUGGUCGGGUUUGGCUAGGGGCAAACGGUCUAGAAGGAACUGUACUGGAAGGAGGAAAUCCUCAUGAAAGAAGUCUGGGGGACAUAUAUUCUUUGAUCUCUCCUAAUGACUACUGCUAUAGAUAUCAGAAUUUAGGGUAGGUCUUGAUAUCUUCACUAGGUUUUGAUAUUGCGUUGGUACGGUACCCUCUGCAACAGUUGCCGUUAAGGCUUAAACUGCAUAGUCUAACUCAGGUUGUUCUCUACAAGCAUCAAGGAUAUACAUAACGAUGGUCGUAUUGGCUUGGAAUGAUUCCUUGUAAUCGAUAUAAAUGGUUAGAUGCUUUGUUUGAUAUCAUCAUAAUACUGAGUUUGGUGACAUGUUGAAUUUUGGUAUGAUGUAAAGCAGUGUUGUCUGAGUUCCCUUGGAAAAAAGAUGAAGAAAAAGGAAAGAAAGACUAGUGGUGGAGAGAAUGUUGUCUAAACACAAGGAAAUGAUAGAGUAGAGUUGGCCCAUGUUGAUGGGGGCGGCUUGUUUCUUUCCCAAGUUACCUUUGUCUGUGCUUGUUUGUUUCUGUCUUGGUUUUAGUGUGAAAAAAGUAUAUAUUACAUGUCGGAUCUCAAAUUACUAAAAUGAAUUUAUGUAUGCUAUGCUAUAUUAUUUGUAAUUUUGUAUUCACCAAAAAUGAG
Linum tenue is the source of this 3368-nucleotide messenger RNA. The record is from the annotation of a GenBank genome assembly. NCBI's taxonomy places the organism in Eukaryota, Viridiplantae, Streptophyta, Magnoliopsida, Malpighiales, Linaceae.